CUGAACGUCCUGCCAUCCUUUGGAUUUCUCUUUGACAUUGAUGGUGUCCUGGUCCGAGGGAAGACUCCGAUUUCUGCUGCAAAACCAGCCUUUCGGAAGCUCGUGAAUUCUCAGGGACAGUUCUUGGUGCCUGUGGUGUUUGUCACCAAUGCAGGGAAUUGCCUUCCCCAGAAAAAAGCUGACCAGUUGUCUCAUCUCCUGGGAGUUCCAAUUUCACAAGAUCAGGUGAUGAUGUCACACAGUCCUCUGCGGAUGUUCAAGCGUUACCAUGAAAAAUGUGUCCUGGUGUCUGGGCAAGGACCACUUCUUGAUAUUGCUCAAGACCUUGGUUUCUGUCAGCCCAUCACCAUUGAAACGCUGCGGGAGAAACACCCGUUGCUAGAUGCAGUUGACCAUGACAGAAGACCAAACGUUCUGUACCCUUCUGCUGUGGAGCUUCCCAAGAUUGAGGCUGUUGUGUUGUUCGGGGAGCCAGUCAGAUGGGAAACCAGCCUGCAGCUGAUAAUAGAUGUUUUGCUGACAAGUGGCUAUCCUGGAAAUCCCUAUCACCAUGAAAACUACCCUCACAUUCCUGUCCUGGCUUGUAACAUGGAUCUGAUGUGGGUAGCUGAGGCACAGUCUCCAAGGUUUGGGCAUGGAACAUUCAUGGUUUGUUUGGAAAACAUUUACAAGAAGAUCACUGGCAAAGAGCUGAAAUAUGAGGCCCUGAUGGGCAAACCCAGCAGGCUGACGUAUCAGUACGCGGAGCACCUGAUCCGCGCGCAGGCGGCAGAGAGGCAGUGGAAGCAGCCGAUUCACACCCUCUACGCUGUCGGGGACAAUCUCAUGACAGAUGUCUAUGGUGCUAACCUUUACAACCGCUAUCUCCAAGAGAACUCCAGAAAAGGUUCCAAAUCCCGGAUUCAGGCCAAAGCUGCUGGUGGCAGAGGCUCUGCCACACUCUCUCAGGAUGAUGAAAUAGACCACAGCUGGGAGAAUGAGUUAGCAUCUGCAGCUGCUGCUCACUGUAGGUCUGUUCUCGUUUGUACCGGGGUGUACAACCCCCACACCGAGGUGCCCUUGGAUACCAGGGACAGCAUAACUGAAACAGUGUUCCAUGGCCACAGAGAUUUUAGAUUUGAUUCUGGUUUAGUAGAACCAGAUCAUAUUGUGCCAGAUGUUGAUGCUGCUGUAGACCUGGUCUUCCAGCUGGAGAACUUUGCACCUAAUUAA
Molecule: messenger RNA, 1212 nt
Organism: Acanthisitta chloris (rifleman)
Lineage: Eukaryota; Metazoa; Chordata; Aves; Passeriformes; Acanthisittidae
Product: cat eye syndrome critical region protein 5-like
Exons: 7
Biological process (GO): glycerophospholipid biosynthetic process
Cellular component (GO): mitochondrion
Source: RefSeq, a predicted model, not a curated record